UAAAAAUAACAACAUAUAACACAAAACAUCAAAAAACUUCAUAACAUAAAUAUCCUUUUUGGUAAUAAUGACUAACAACGAAAAAAUUGACACAGAAUAAAGUUUAAUUAUACCUAUCUACCUACUUCUGACUUACAAAACGCCAAUUUCUCAAUUAUUUUAUAUCUUGAAAUGACUUACGACUAUUUCGACAAAUAUACGUUUCUUUGUGAAAUGUAUGACGAAGACGCUGAUGAAAUAAAGGAAUUAAUAUUAAACUUCUUCCCAUUUGACAAUUCGAUUCAAGUCAUUGAUUCAAAAAAAGCGAAAAAUCUGGUUAAGCGUGUUCAUUUACCGCCUUUAAAAAUCCAAAUGCUACAAAUAGGAAAUAUAGUUAAUAUAUUUUCUAAACUACUGUAUAUAAAAGACUGUGCACCUGCCACUAGAAAAACUUUAUACAAUAACAAUCAAAGUACUUUUGCUUUAAUAAAACCUGUACCUCCAAGUUCUCAUGGUAAAAUUAUAACAUUCAUAAUGAAAAAAGGUUUUCGAAUUGUUCGUAUGAAAAAUGGAAAAGUAAGCAAAGAUUUUGCGAAAGCGCUUUAUAAAAAUCUUUCUGGGAGUAAUAUGUUACCAAUCGUAAUAGAUUACAUAACAACCGGAGAAGUGAUUGGAUUGGAACUAGUUGCACCUGAUGCGGUGAAAAAAUGGCGGACAUGUUUAGGGGAAACCGAUCCUGCAACUGCAGCCCCAGGCACGCUACGUCGACUUUAUGGAGAAAAUAAAGUUAGAAAUGUUGCCCACGGUUGUAACACCCUAGAAGAUGCGGCUCAGAUGUUAGAUUUAUUUUUUGGUUAUGAAAAUGGAGUUCCCAGAAUACCUUUCCGGGCAACCUAUAAGAACUGCACUUGCUGUGUUAUCAAACCACAUGUUAUUAUUGAAGGAAAUUUAGGUGCCAUUCUUGAACAAAUUGCAACUUCUAAGCAUUUUUACAUUUCUGCAAUAGCUAUGUUUUCAGUAAAACUAGUAAAUGCUGAAGAAUUUUUUGAAGUUUAUAAAGGUGUUUUGCCUGAGUUUGAGGCAAUGUCUAUACAUUUAGCAGAAGGAAAGUGUGUUACUUUAGAAGUUAAAUGUAAUGAUCCAAAUAUGAACUGCGUUUGUGAAUUUAGAAAACUUUGUGGAGCAAGAGACCCGGAACUGAGUCGUCAACUAUAUCCCGAUUCAAUCAGAGCACUAUAUGGAAAAAACAUAGUACAUAAUGCAGUCCAUUGUACAGAUCUACCAGAAGAUGGUGAAUUGGAAGUUGAAUAUUUUUUCAAGUUAUUAGCCAAUGAAUGA
This is a messenger RNA of Vanessa atalanta (red admiral), 1317 nucleotides long. Its product is annotated as nucleoside diphosphate kinase 7-like. Gene Ontology annotation, cellular component: centrosome. The coding region runs from base 172 to 1317 and encodes 381 amino acids. The record is from RefSeq and is a predicted model, not a curated record. NCBI's taxonomy places the organism in Eukaryota, Metazoa, Arthropoda, Insecta, Lepidoptera, Nymphalidae. The transcript is spliced from 7 exons.